AUGUUUGACUACGACCUAUUUCCUUUCCUGUCUUCCACCAUCAGCCCCUACUACAAGCAAAGCCUACUCCGAGGACUCCAGGACUCCGGCAUUUCUGAGAUACGUUCAGAUUCUGAUCGUUUUGUCAUUAACUUGGAUGUGAAGCAUUUCUCCCCCGAUGAUCUGACUGUGAAGAUGAAGGAUGACUUUGUGGAAAUCCAUGGAAAACACAGCGAGAGGCAGGAUGACCAUGGCUCUGUUUCCCGGGAGUUCAACCGCCGCUACCACCUCCCCCCCAACCUGGACAAAUCCUCUGUCAGCUCCUCCCUUUCUUCUGAUGGCAUCUUGACCUUCAGUGGACCAAAACUGAUGUCCAAAGACAAGCCCAUUCCUUUAUCCUGA
Staurois parvus is the source of this 381-nucleotide messenger RNA. NCBI's taxonomy places the organism in Eukaryota, Metazoa, Chordata, Amphibia, Anura, Ranidae. The record is from the annotation of a GenBank genome assembly.